Talaromyces amestolkiae is the source of this 1092-nucleotide messenger RNA. RefSeq lists its product as uncharacterized. The record is from RefSeq and is a predicted model, not a curated record. Bases 1 to 1092 code for a protein of 363 amino acids. Lineage: Eukaryota; Fungi; Ascomycota; Eurotiomycetes; Eurotiales; Trichocomaceae. The transcript is spliced from 2 exons.
AUGCCCUCCUCCAUUUCCCCCCUAAACAGCUACAAAGCACCACCAACCCCAUCCCUCUCCGCCCAAGCAUUCCACAUCGCAGGCAUCCAGACCACCGUCUAUGGCAUGUCCGAGAUUCACGCCAACAAUGUCUCCGAAGUAGUCUGCGUAUGGCUCAUGCAUCCUCGACUCGACUCGCAAAAUGAUGUGGCCGAGGUCGCCAGGAGGAUUGUCCAUGACCACUAUCAACGCUCAGCAGCUGAGUCUUCUGUGUCAAAAGGGAGGAAGAAGAGGGGGUUGAUAGCAGUCACGUUCGAUGCAAGGAAUCAUGGCUCGAGAGAGAUUGAUCGUUUGUCGAAUGAGGUUUGGAGAACGGGGAAUGAGAAUCAUGCUUCUGAUAUGUUUUCUGUAUACUCCGGCACGGCAGAGGACAUAUCAACCCUAAUCGACUUCUUACCAGCGUACAUCUUUCCCACGAGCCAAUACUCCAUAGCCACCCAUUUUGCGCUGGGAAUUUCUCUGGGCGGCCAUACAACCUGGCUUGCUCUUGUACACGAACCACGCAUCACUACCGGUGUCGUCGUGGUGGGUAUGCCGGAUUACAUUGCGCUAAUGACUGAUCGAGCCCGACUUUCGAAGCUAUCUACCUAUUUACAGCCGAGCGAUGCACCAGGGAGCCAGUUUUUGGGAUCGAGACACUUUCCAUCUUCACUGCUAGAGGUCGUUCGCAAGAGAGAUCCGGCUGCUUUCCUGACCGGUGGUAUUUCGGACAAUCUGUCCCGAGGCGAGUACGAUGUUAAGUCCGUAGAGAUUAUUAACCGUCAUCUGGGCGGAAAGAGGAUUCUGUGCAUGUCUGGUGCGACUGAUAAGUUGGUGCCGUAUCGGCUGACGGAGUCGUUUAUGACUUGGUUGAAGAAUCACGCUGCUACUGGAAGCAAUGUAAAUAUGGGUGGUGGGCCGAUUCAGAAGGCGGAUCUGUGGAUCCAGGAUACUGUGUAUCAAAACACAGCCCACGACUUUACGGAGGCAAUGAUGGAUGAAGCGCUAGUGUUUAUGCACAAGUCUGUGUUGAAGCUGGAUGAGACGAAAGACGAUGUGAAGAGUAAUCUAUAA